This is a messenger RNA of Blastomyces gilchristii SLH14081, 339 nucleotides long. RefSeq lists its product as uncharacterized. Lineage: Eukaryota; Fungi; Ascomycota; Eurotiomycetes; Onygenales; Ajellomycetaceae. The transcript has 2 exons. The record is from RefSeq and is a predicted model, not a curated record. Bases 1 to 339 code for a protein of 112 amino acids.
AUGCAGAACCUCUUAGAGGGUUUACUUGAAGCAGCUGAGAUGAAAGUCAAACAACAAUUGACAUUCACUGUGAAUCAAGCAUUCACUAUGAAGAGCUUUGCUGACACAAUCAUCAUCAUCAAUAAGAAUAGAGAAAACCAGAUCUUAGGCCUGCAGCAGAAGAUUGAACAUUUACACAGACAGACAACUACACUGAAUCUGAAGAUUUCAUCACAAUUGUUCAUAAUCUCUUCAGAAGUGUACACAUCAUCAGAGAUCACUGCACAGAAUAAGAAUCUGAGCAUGAAAUAUAUCAAACUGAGAGAUCUGUCAGAGUCACUAAGCUUUAAUAGUGACUGA